Suillus paluster is the source of this 1668-nucleotide messenger RNA. RefSeq lists its product as uncharacterized. Lineage: Eukaryota; Fungi; Basidiomycota; Agaricomycetes; Boletales; Suillaceae. Gene Ontology annotation, cellular component: nucleus. The record is from RefSeq and is a predicted model, not a curated record. Gene Ontology annotation, molecular function: RNA polymerase II cis-regulatory region sequence-specific DNA binding; zinc ion binding; DNA-binding transcription factor activity, RNA polymerase II-specific. Gene Ontology annotation, biological process: regulation of transcription by RNA polymerase II. The coding region runs from base 1 to 1668 and encodes 555 amino acids. The transcript is spliced from 5 exons.
AUGCAGUUUCAGAAUACACACGGCGCUUAUGACCUUCCUGGGUUUGACGCCAGUACGCAUCGUGGAGACUCAUUGCGCCCGCUUUACCCCCCAUGUCCUCACUGUCCGCAAGGGUCUAUGAAUAAAUGCCAAGAAGCGGCAUGCCCCAUACUAGAUCUCACUUCGCAAUGCACUGACCAGUGUGUCGUCGUCGCCUGUAACGAUCCCACCCACCCUGAACCUAGUUGUCAUGUCCCUGAUGGUGACAUAAUUUGUGACAGCGUGUGCGGCGUUCCCGAUGAGGAGUGCAUCGAUUGUUCUGGUCUUGAGGAAUUGCUGCAAUGCUGUACCGACUACCAUUCAUAUUUUUCUGAGCCAAAGUCACUUGACCCAAGCCUCACACAGUCAAUCGGUGACUUUUGUGGAUGCAGCGAGAGUGAUUAUAGCGAACAACAUAUCUCCCAAUUCUUUUCAGAGCACAGUGGCAUAACCCGACCUUUGGGUGACGUAUCCCCUGAACGCCCAGCAUCAUCCGCUAGCUCAGCAUUUUCUUCACCGCCCAUUUCCCACGCGACCACUCAAUUUCCACCUGUCACCCUGCCACAACACCUGUCGCAGUCCUCACUACCUAUGUUCAAUUGUAUGUGGGCAAACUGCAAGGCCGCCUUCCCAUCUAUGACGGAGUUAGUCGGGCAUGUCAACUUGGACCAUCUCCGCUUCCCAAAUCUAACGGCAGAAUCAGCCCCUCAGCAGGUAUGCUCAGAUUUUUCUCAGGAUCAGCCAUUCAACUUCAACGCUCUGUCAUGCCACUGGGGAGACUGCGCUAUGUACCCCUGUCCAGAAUCAAUUCCAAGCUCUUCGACGACUGCGUUUCCCGAUACUGUCCUUGACGUUCUUACCACGCAUUUGAUGCAAGAUCAUCUUGGUAUCAAUUACCCCUUUCCGCAAUCGACGAUCGUGGGCACUGCACCAUCACAGAAAACUCCCCCUACCCGCUCUCCCUCAAUAGCAUUGCCGAAUACCCUUAACGGAUCGUCCGCAGACACCCCUUCAGAUCCUUCACCUCGGGAUAAGUCUUAUUCGCCAGACUCCUCAUCCACAGACUACGCCGCCAAACCCUGUAAAUGGAUCGGAUGCACGCAAACAUUCUCUUCUCCCGAUGACCUCACAGCACACAUCCUUUCCGCCCACAUCGGCGGCGGCAAAGCGCACUACGAGUGCUGCUGGGAAGGCUGCCCUCGGAAUGGCAAUCAAGGAUUUUCAAGCAAACAGAAAGUCGCACGGCACAUGCAGUCGCACACGGGACACAGACCAUUUAAAUGUAAAGUCUGCGGUUUACAUUUCUCGGAAACGGCUACGCUGCAGCAGCAUAUGCGAAGGCAUACCCAAGAGAAGCCAUACGUCUGCGAUUUUCCCGGGUGCGGGAAGGCGUUUGCUAUUACGGGUGCGCUGACGAUUCACAAGCGGACACACAAUGGCGUCAAGCCGUUCAAGUGCAAGUACUGCGAGAAGGCUUUCACUGAGUCGUCGAAUCUGUCAAAACAUCUACGAACUCACACGGGUGCGCGCCCUUACCCUUGUCCUGAGGAUGGGUGUGGAAAGUCUUUCGCGAGGCCAGAUCAACUUGCGAGACACAUGAGCGUACAUAGAAAGAAGGGCCUAGGGCCGGGAGUGGAAUUUAUCCUUUAA